Molecule: messenger RNA, 1225 nt
Organism: Liolophura sinensis
Lineage: Eukaryota; Metazoa; Mollusca; Polyplacophora; Chitonida; Chitonidae
Product: mannan endo-1,4-beta-mannosidase-like
Exons: 6
Coding region: 22-1215 (397 amino acids)
Source: RefSeq, a predicted model, not a curated record
UUACAAGUUCUCGUAUCCAACAUGUGGGCGAUUCUUUUGACGGUAACAAUUCUGAUUGCUUCCCACCAAGUUUUUGGUGCAAGUUCGUCGUUCCUGUCCGUACACGGAAACCAUUUCCAGCUGAAUGGAGAACGCGUGUUCCUGUCCGGUGCCAACCAGGCCUGGGUCUCCUACGGCUAUGACUUUGGGAACAGGAACUACCAAUGGCGGGGAAAGGACCUAGAGCGUUACCUCAAAGAACUGCACGAAGCCGGCGGCAACUCACUCCGUAUCUGGAUCCACAUCGAGGGCGCCGUGACCCCGAAUUUUGAUGGCAAUGGUUACGUCACGGCUCCAGACAAAGAAGGCACUUUCCUUAACGAAAUGAAGACCUACCUGAAAAAGGCACAGGAGUACAACAUCCUUGUCUUCUUCUGUCUGUGGAACGGAGCCGUGGCGCAGGGAGACCAUUACAAACUAGAUGGACUUAUUAAAGAUCCUAAAAAGCUGCAGUCUUACAUUGACAAAGCUCUCAUCCCUUGGGUAAACACUGUGAAACAUUUUCCUUCUCUGGGAGGAUGGGAUAUUAUGAAUGAGCCGGAAGGGGAAAUAAUUCCUGAUCUCCAGAAUUCCGAGCCAUGUUACAGAACGACAUCCUUACACAAUAGCGGAGCGGGCUGGGCCGGCAGAAAGUACACCGCACAAGAAUAUUUACGAUUCAUCAACUGGCAGGCAGACGCUAUCCACCGGGCUGACCCCAAGUCAUUGGUCUCCGUAGGAUCAUGGAACGUUCAGUCUAACACAGACGCGAUGGGCAAAGUGGAUUUCUACAAAGACUCGUGUUUGCUUAAAGCUGGCGGGAGAGCAAAGGGAACCAUGGACUUCGUGCAGACACAUAGUUACGCCUGGCAGGGAUCUUAUGACUCGUAUUCCCCUUUUAAGCAUGUGGCAAGUGACUAUCACCAGACAAAGCCUAUUGUGAUAGGAGAAUUCAACCAAGUCAGCGGGGGUGGCAUGGAUAUCGUUGACCAAUUCGCUUGGGCUUACAACAAAGGCUACAGCGGUGCCUGGACUUGCAUGCGCGUGCGGACGGCUCAAACACAGACACCUGGGCCAAUCAGCAACGAGGAAUCCGAUCAGUUAAGGACAAGAAUGACCAGUCCAAAGGUGGACGAGUCCAUAUCACCUUGUAAAAUUAACCUCCUCUGUUUCGCACUCAUCGCGAAAAUAACAUGAAGUUGAAUGU